This is a messenger RNA of Acaulospora morrowiae, 309 nucleotides long. Lineage: Eukaryota; Fungi; Glomeromycota; Glomeromycetes; Diversisporales; Acaulosporaceae. The record is from the annotation of a GenBank genome assembly.
AUGCACCACUCCUAUUUUACGGAAAAGCUGAAGAAGAUUCUGAAGAAUGGAUUAGAGAUUUUAGACAAUACUGUGAAGCAUCUGGGCUUGAUUCACUUGCAAAUGCUUGAACCAAACGACAAUACGGGUCUUGCAGAUCUUGGUGCCAUCAAUGAAUUGGCUAACAAUAAUGCAUUGUGUGCUAUUAAUGUCAAUCAGUUUAGAGGCGGAGCUCUUCGAAUAAGAAAUACUGUUCCAGCAAAUAAUAAUGCAAUCACCACACCAUUAGUGCCAGCACAUACUCCCCAAAUGCUUCCAACGCUAAUGUAA